Messenger RNA from Myotis lucifugus (little brown bat), 1499 nucleotides. RefSeq names its product leukotriene B4 receptor 2 (gene LTB4R2). Gene Ontology annotation, cellular component: membrane. The coding region runs from base 166 to 1242 and encodes 358 amino acids. NCBI's taxonomy places the organism in Eukaryota, Metazoa, Chordata, Mammalia, Chiroptera, Vespertilionidae. Gene Ontology annotation, molecular function: leukotriene B4 receptor activity; G protein-coupled peptide receptor activity. The transcript is spliced from 2 exons. The record is from RefSeq and is a predicted model, not a curated record. Gene Ontology annotation, biological process: inflammatory response; neuropeptide signaling pathway.
CCCACCUUGCCCCUCCCCAUUCUCGCCUCACCCUCUGCAAAUCUGACAGGCACGGGACAGGAGUAGGCACCAAGACCUUUGCUGCUUUGCCUUGCAGCCUCCCUAGGCCCCUUGCGGGCCCCCCACCCUGCUAGCUCGCAGCUGGCCCCCUGUAGGUACAGAAGGAUGACAGACUGCUACCGCCCCCCAGGGAACGAGACGCUGCUGAGCUCUCCGGCCUCACGGGCCACAGGCACGGCCUUCCUGCUGCUGGCGGCGCUGCUGGGGCUGCCCGGCAAUGGUUUCGUGGUGUGGAGCUUGGCGGGCUGGCGGCCGGCGCGGGGGCGGCCGCUGGCGGCCACUCUCGUGCUGCACCUGGCGCUGGCCGACGGCGCCGUGCUGCUGCUCACGCCGCUCUUUGUGGCCUUCCUGGUGAGGCAGGCGUGGCCGCUGGGCCAGCUGGGCUGCAAGGCCGUGUACUACGUGUGCGCGCUCAGCAUGUACGCCAGCGUCCUGUUCACCAGCCUGCUCAGCCUGCAGCGCUGCCUCGCCGUCACCCGCCCUUUCCUGGCGCCCCGGCUGCGCAGCCCGGUCCUGGCCCGCCGCCUGCUGCUUGCCGUCUGGCUGGCCGCCCUGUUGCUCGCCGUCCCGGCCGCCGUCUACCGCCACCUCUGGGGGGACAGCCUGUGCCAGCUGUGCCACCCGUCGCGGGCCCACGCUGCCGUCCACCUGAGCCUGGAGACUCUGACCGCUUUCGUGCUGCCCUUCGGGCUGGUGCUCGGCUGCUACAGCGUGACGCUGGCGCGGCUGCGGGGCGCCCGCUGGGGCUCCGGACGGCAGGGCACGCGGGUGGGCCGGCUGGUGAGCGCCAUCGUGCUGGCCUUCGGCUUGCUCUGGGCCCCCUACCACAUGGUCAACAUUGUGCAGGCGAUGGCCGCGAUGGCGCCACCCGAAGGGGCCCUGGCGAAGCAGGGCGGUGCAAGCCAGGCAGCGCGAGCCGGAACCACGGCUCUGGCCUUCUUCAGCUCCAGCGUCAACCCAGUGCUCUACCUCUUCACCGCGGGGGAUCUGCUGCCCCGCGCGGGUCCCCGCUUCCUCACGCGGCUGUUUGAGGGCUCUGGGGAGGCCCGAGGAGGCGGCCGCUCCAGGGAGGGGACCAUGGAGCUCCGAACUACCCCUCGGCUCAGAGUGGUGGGGCUGGGCCUGGGCAACGGAGACCCGGGGGGCGGGGCGGCCAAGGACAGUCAGGAAUGGGGCCCUUGACACCAAAUCCUGCUCUUCCCUGUCCCCUUCCAUCACCCCUCAGAACUCAGAGAGCACUCGGGAGCGUUUGGGCAGCCUCUGACCAGUUGGAUCUGUGGGGGCAGAAUUAUGCACCUGGGGCAGGCCCAGGUUCCUCCAAACUGAGGGAUUGCCAGGGGUGAUGGUUCAUGCUAAUGAACAUUGUGCACUUGCAGGUUGGCAUGUGCCAUGUGCCAGAGCUGUUAAUUUGUUGCCAAUAAUCAUUGUGAAAGACCCUG